Messenger RNA from Debaryomyces hansenii CBS767, 957 nucleotides. RefSeq lists its product as uncharacterized. The transcript has a single exon. Bases 1 to 957 code for a protein of 318 amino acids. The record is from RefSeq and is a predicted model, not a curated record. NCBI's taxonomy places the organism in Eukaryota, Fungi, Ascomycota, Pichiomycetes, Serinales, Debaryomycetaceae. Gene Ontology annotation, molecular function: 6-phosphogluconolactonase activity. Gene Ontology annotation, biological process: pentose-phosphate shunt; carbohydrate metabolic process.
AUGACUACUACGGUUCCUUUAAUAUACUCAUUUCCCGAGUUUUUGGGAGUUGCUGAAGCAGUGGCAGACCAUGUUAUCUCGGCGCAAAACAUGACGUUGUACAAUACGUUGGAUCAUGCACAGAUUGAAUUAAUCAAACAGGAUAAGUUGAGCAGGCCAUCGUUGCUCAAUUCGUCGAGUGCGUUGUCUUUGAGUGGAAAUGGUAACGGAAACGGUGUGAACGGCAAAGUUAAGAAGGAGAAGAAGAAGAAGGUGGAUAUCAGGUUCAAGAUCGCGAUUAGUGGGGGUUCAUUAAUCAAGAUAUUAAAAGAGGGCCUUUUGUCGAGACAGGACGAAAUCGAGUGGGAUAAAUGGGACGUCUACUUUGCGGAUGAGAGAUUGGUGCCGUUUGAAAGUGACGAUUCGAAUUAUGGACAGGCCAAACGAGAGCUUUUUGAUAACAUCAGUGGCGACAUAAAACCAAAUAUUUAUCAUAUAGACGAAGCAUUGAUCGAUGACCCCCAGGAAUGUGCCGAUGUAUAUGAGAAGUUAUUGAUCCGUAAUUUUGCAAAGAAGGAUUCGGUUAAAUUGCCAAUGUUUGAUUUAUUGUUAUUAGGCUGUGCCCCUGAUGGUCAUAUCGCUUCGUUAUUCCCAAAAUAUGGUGAGCAAUUAAGAGAAAAGCUUGCUUGGUGUUUACCGGUUUUAAACGCCCCUUCAGGUCCGGAAAAUAGAAUCACAUUAUCGAUACCGGUAAUUUGUCAUGCGCAUAGGGUUACUUUUGUUGUUGAAGGUUUAACCAAGGCACCAAUCAUGAGAACAAUCAUGGAAAGACCUGAAAAGGGUUUACCAAGCUCUAUAGUUAAUGAAGGUGCAGCUGGUAGAGUUACAUGGUUUGUAGAUGAUGAUGCUUUGAAUGACUGCUAUGAUAUUACAAAGAAAAAAUAUAAAUUUUUAUCAAUUAAUGAUCCAAAUAGUUAG